AUGAUAAACAACUUCCACAUGCAGUCGGAUUUAAAUGAAACUCUGAAGAGGUUCUGGGAACUUGAAGAAAUACCAGAAAAUAAAAUGAUGACUGAAGAGGAGCUAGCAUGCGAGAAACAUUUUUGCAGUAUACAUUCAAGGGCUGUAGAUGGACGAUACCAGGUGGAGCUACCAUUCAUAGAAGAAGACCCAAUUGAAAUAGGAAGUUCGAGACACAUUGUAGUUGCCAGACUCUUUGGUAUGGAAAAACAGUUUUGCAAAAAUCGACAACUUCAAGAGGAUUAUAUCAAGUGCAUUAAUGAGUAUAGCAACAUGAAUCAUAUGCAAAAGGUGGAACCAAUCGAGUUGAGAAAUGAAAAUCAAAAUGUCAUUUCCAAUUAUUUACCGCAUCACGGUGUCGUCAAGGAGAGUAGCUCCACCACGAAAUUAAGAGUUGUUUUCGAUGCGUCGCGACCCACAUCUAACAGCUCAUCCUUGAAUGACAAGAUGAUGAAGGGCCCAGUCAUCCAAGACGACUUGGCCACUCUUUUGCUCCGAUUUCGAAAAUAUAAAGUUGCCUUUACAGCCGAUCUCGAAAAACUGUAUAGACAAAUCAAACUUGCACCUAAACACACCGAUUGUCAGCGAAUAGUUUGGCGAGAAUCACCUAGACAACCUAUUUGUGAUUAUAAAUUAACUACCGUGACUUUUGGCACUAAAUCCGCACCCUUUUUAGCUACGCGAGUGUUAAAGCAGCUGGCUACAGAUGAAAGGAUCAGAUAUCCUUUGGCAUCGCAGGCUACAUUAGAGUCCUUUUAUGUUGACGAUUUGCUAUCUGGCGCAGAUUCACUUGAAGAAGCACUACAACUUCAGAAAUAA
Molecule: messenger RNA, 858 nt
Organism: Condylostylus longicornis
Lineage: Eukaryota; Metazoa; Arthropoda; Insecta; Diptera; Dolichopodidae
Exons: 1
Coding region: 1-858 (285 amino acids)
Source: RefSeq, a predicted model, not a curated record